This is a messenger RNA of Sceloporus undulatus (fence lizard), 618 nucleotides long. RefSeq names its product lin-28 homolog A (gene LIN28A). NCBI's taxonomy places the organism in Eukaryota, Metazoa, Chordata, Lepidosauria, Squamata, Phrynosomatidae. Gene Ontology annotation, molecular function: zinc ion binding; nucleic acid binding. Bases 1 to 618 code for a protein of 205 amino acids. The record is from RefSeq and is a predicted model, not a curated record. The transcript is spliced from 4 exons.
AUGGGCUCCGUCUCCAACCAACAGUUCGCAGGGGGCUGUGAGGGCCAGGAGGGGGAGGCCGAGCCCUCAGGGCCCGAGGAAGGUGGGCAGCCCUUGCCCUUGCGGGGCGCUGGCAUCUGCAAGUGGUUCAAUGUGCGGAUGGGCUUUGGCUUCCUCUCCAUGACCACCAAGGAAGGCGCUGCCCUGGAGGCCCCCGUCGAUGUCUUCGUCCACCAGAGCAAGCUCCACAUGGAAGGCUUUCGCAGCCUGAAAGAAGGAGAAGCCGUUGAAUUCACUUUCAAGAAAUCCUCCAAAGGUCUAGAGUCCAUCAGAGUCACUGGCCCAGGAGGAGUGUUCUGCAUUGGCAGCGAGAGGAGACCGAAAGGGAAAAACCUCCAGAAACGCAGGUCAAAAGGAGAUAGAUGCUACAACUGUGGUGGCCUGGAUCAUCAUGCCAAAGAAUGCAAGCUCCCGCCGCAACCAAAGAAAUGCCACUUUUGCCAAAGCAUUGCCCACAUGGUGGCCAACUGCCCCAUCAAAACUCAGCAGUCGCCCAGUUCUCAGGGAAAGCCCGCCGCCUACUUCCGGGAGGAGGACGAAAUGCACAGCUCGCCCCUUCUUCCGGAAACUAGGGAAUGA